AGAAAUUCUACCAAUCAGGAAACGUUUUAUUUAUCACGCCAGCCAGUAUCUGCGGUCCUCGGGGAUAUCACUACCGUCAAUAGUGAUCUGUCUCUAGGCUAGGUGACUGUUUGAAACUUACAUUAAACUAGAGUCUACAUAGUCUAGAUUACUCUAGAUCUAAACACAAUGGGAGUAAAAUCGGAUACAGAUAUAUUUUCAAAUUCAAUGACAGAGGAGGAUCCUAAUGAUAACAUACAGUAUUCUGAGGGAGAUGCUGCCAAAAAACCUAGGUGGGGUCCGGAACACGCAGGAGCCAAAGAGCUUGCUAGUAAAUACACUGCAGGUAAAAGAUUUCAAGAAACUGUUUGCUUAUUUGUCAGCAUAGCUUUAUUGAUCAUAAAUUUCUGCUAUUUGGUACGCUACUUUGACUCAAGCCAGUGGUUCAUGAUACUUGUUUGUGCCUUGCUUGGAAUUGUGACAGCUGACUUCUGCAGUGGCCUUGUUCAUUGGGGUGCAGACACAUGGGGCUCUGUAGAUUUACCAAUAGUUGGGAGUGGCUUUAUUCGUCCAUUUCGGGAGCACCACAUUGAUCCUACCUCUAUCACACGACAUGACUUUAUUGAGACCAAUGGGGAUAACUUUGCAGUAACUAUACCAGUUAUUGCUUAUACAGCUUACCAGUUCUAUACUGGCUCUCCGCAGGAAAUAGCAGAAACCUACAACUGGAAAAUGUUUUUAUUUUUGCUGGCAGUUUUUGUUAGCCUGACCAAUCAGUGCCACAAAUGGUCUCACACCUACUUUGGUUUACCAAGAUAUAUUACUUUACUUCAAGACCUUCAUAUCAUACUGCCUCGCAAGCACCACCGCAUCCACCAUGUCUCCCCACAUGAAACCUACUACUGCAUCACCACCGGCUGGUUGAACUACCCUUUAGAGAGCAUAGGCUUCUGGAGCAAGGCGGAGGCGCUUAUAGAAGGCCUCACUGGUAGCAAGCCUCGAUCAGAUGACAUGGCCUGGGCUAGCAAGGUUCAAUAACAAAGGCAGGUGGUUAACUAAGUUUUUAUUUAAUGUUAUGAUUUCUAAAGUGAUAAAUUCUUUUAGUGUGUGCAUGUGAGUGACUUUAUACAACACUCUAGUGUGUGGGUGCAAAUGUCAACACAAUAGAACUGAUCUCAGAGGCUGUCUUAGCAUAAGUGUUCUAUUUAUUCUAGUGUUGUUCUGUGUCAUUAUUGAAUGCUGUGGAUACUUUUUACAUAUUCAAAUUGCUAUUUUAUAAAGGCUUUAUGUGGAUGUCACUUUGUUAUAAAUGCUUGAAUUAAAGAACCCAGCAAGGACAUCAGAUAUUAUGGUUGUAAUCGCAUUAGUAAAUGUAUAUUUUUGUUAGUCCCUGGACACAUCACUGAGAAAUUUUCAAUCAACUUAUCUAACUCAAGCUUCAAUUGUAAAUAGCAAUUUGACUCCCCUAUCUGUGGGGCUGUCAGUCAUUAAGAUCAUCCAAGUCUGACUUGGCUUUUAUCUUUUAAAUGAAAAUCAGUAAUGCUGUUUUUUUUUUUAUUUUGUGAAUGGCUUUUGAAUGAAAGUUUUAAUGUGCUAGCUCAAUAUUGUAUAUAACUGUAUUUAGUGUGAUGUUCUAAUGCAGCUUGACAUUUCAUAAUAUGCUUUCGAUUAUGUAUUUUUCUAGCAGUAGUAUGCCUUGUUGUAAAAAAAAUUCUAUACUACCAAGACACAUUUUUUUUUAUGUUGGCUGUUUUUGUCCCACCUUUUUUUUUUACAUUUAAUUGAAUAAAACAAUAGUUUUGUUGUUGCAGUAAAAUGGCAGUAAUUACCCCCCCCCCCUUUUUAUCUGUAACCCUUGGAAUCCUGAACUAUUGUCCCUGAAGACAAAAUUACAGUGUGCUUCUGAAUAUCUAAAACAUUAUCUAAACAUCUUUAAAUCAUCUUGUUCCAAAGUUAGUACCUGUGGUAGACUAUAUAUUUUGUAACAAGUUUACUACUUUAGUAAAGUAUUGAGACACAGAUACCAAACUGCUAUUACAACUGUGCUUAUAACUUUGCUACUGUCAACUACGUGUGUGAAAUUUAAGCUUGAGAAUAGAUUAAGUGUUCUUUGUGUAAGUACAGAGAGAAUAGCUGUAGGAAUUUACAUUUUAUGUUUUGUUGUAGUCUUUUUUGAAAUCAUUUGUAGAUGAAUCAAUACAUUUAAAAUUUUACAUCUUUCUUGUCUAUGUAAUGUCAUUAAGUUAGACUUCUUCAAUUAUAUAAAAGCUUUUCCCCAAAUACUUAGGUAUAAAAUAAAAUAAAAAAUUGACUAAAUAGAUAGUAAGGUGUGUCAACACAAAUCUUUAUAACAGAUUUUUUUUUAUACUGAUACAUAUUGUAAUUUUGUUUUCUUGAAGUGCAUUGAAAAACAUGAUGUAAUGAAAAGUUAGUAUUUUAAUUUCACAAAUAAUUUUGUUUCCAUUUUCUCCAAGUUAUCAUUUGUCUACCUCUGUAUAAUUGUGUUUGCUAAGUGUAGAAUUGUGGACAUGGUUUUUGGCAUAGGUAAUGCCAACUGAAGUGUGAGAAGCUUGAAUCCUGGUAUAGGUGCUAGUAUUUUUUUGCCUGAGUGACCUAAGAUGAGGAAAAUUAAGCCUAGCCUUGUAACACCCACAUACCAUACAACUAAUUUAUUGGUCUAGUUAUUUCUGAGUAGCAUGCAAGUACAAGUGUAUUGUAUUUUGGCAAGAUUUGUUUGGUUUAGCUCAUUGCAUUAGUGUAAACGUAUUGGAUGAGUGUAAAGUUUUAGUGCCCUCAACAAUAUCUGGACUCAAGAACCGCCUCUACAUUUUUUUAAAGUGCAUAGACCACGACCACUGUAUAUUGAUUGUAAUAAAAUAUUUUGCUCAUGGAUAAUCCCGUAGAUGUGGUAACCAUUGGUAUAGUUUUUAGUGGAAAUUGUGUUUUGUACUAGAAUAGUAGAAAGCUGAACAAAAUUAGUCAUUAUUUACAUAUAUUUCGAUUGGACUUGUAACCUUCUGAGCAAUAUCUAUAUAAUAGACCAUUUGAGGUCCUUAAAAUUGUGUUUCCUUAUUGAAUAUUACAAUUAUCAUUUAGAUAUGAACAAAAUUAUUUUCAAUCUCUACUUCAGUGAAAUAAAUUUGAUAUAUAGAGUGCAUAUGUUAUAUAUUAGCACAAACUCAAAUUUGAUGAUUGCAUACUUUUUGUUUCUUUUAAUUGAACCAGCUUGAAUGUAUUUGUCAUAACAUUUGUCUAUAUUAUUUUUAAGAUUAUGUAUGCAUUUACUGUUGUUAUGAAUUCAUUGGCCAUGUCAUAACUGUAAACUGUAUUUUGACAAUGUCAUUGAAAACUUGAACAUCUCUGUUCAAUCAAGAGUAUGAAUAUAUAUAUAUAUAAAUAUUAAACAAAACAAAAAGAUACAAAAACUAAUUCAUCCAGUCCAGUAAUUUGGAUGUACAUGAUUGUGUAUCUUUUCAGCUUCCUGCCAUUGUGUUAUGCGCCAAAGUUUCUUGUUAUAAAGCUAUAUAUCUAUACAUCUGUGUACACUCUGUGUUUUGUUACUCUGUUUCUAGUAAUCAUUUCUAAUAAAUGCUAAUUUACAUGCAAUAUCUGAGAACAUGAACAUUUCAAGACAAAAUCACCAUAAAAGUCUUAAGUGUUGUGUAAAUUAAGUGUUGCUGUUUGAUGUUACAUCUAUCUCCCUGCUUAGAACUCUUCUCUGCUUUUAUUUAAGAUAUUGUUAUGACCCUGUUGUAGCAAAACCAACAUAUAUUUGGUAAUGUUUAAUCUUAUUCAAAUUAAUGUUUUUUCUUUUUAUUUCCAGUCCAGUGAGAAUUUUUUACUAAAAUUGAAAUCUUGUUUAAAUUUUUAUUAGAAUUGGCCUAAACGACAUAAUAGUUGCCUAAAUAAAUUUAUGGAUUCAUAUUUUAUCUUGAUGCCCAAUUAUACUAUAUAAAUUUAACAUUUUAAUAUGCAAAUUUAUUGAGGCAGUCACCAAUAGGCAUAACACUCUGCUCAAAUGGUUUGUUUCUGGCUACCCUAGAUUAUACAUGGUAUGGAAGGAGCCCUCUAAGUGAUAUAGGAGGGGGGACUACUCUAUCAGGUGGUAAAUGUCAGUUAAGGGAUGAGGCUAAUGUGCUUCUCAUACACACCCUGCUGUUCACUGUUACCACAAUUGAUGCUUGGGGAAAUUAAAAGUUUACAUCAUUAGUUGAAAACAUUAUUUUCCUGGAGACAAAACAAAAUAAAUAUUGCAUGAAAUUUCAAUGCCUUAUCUAUGAAACAUCUCAAGCAAUAUUGUAUAACAUGAUUUACUGAGUGAGCCAGUGAACAAAGUGCUUCUUUGUUAUUUGAUUUUUUGUAUGUAUUUAGAAUAGAGUCAAUGGAUGACCGUGCCAUUCAAGUUUUUAUUUUUAAAAUUGAUAUAUUGUAUUAGUUAUGCCAAGCCUGCUAAACCAAUUGUUAUUGCUUACUUUGAAAAUCAAAAUAGUACCAGGGAGGAGGAGAAUGGCUUACAUGUCGUAGAGAUGGGCUUUAUAACAUUUUUCAAAUCUACACCAAUGUAAUCACAUUUAGUUUUAUUCUGCAUGUAAUAAACUACUCUUUUUUUUUUUUAAACCCAAUGAACAUGUAGGAUGACUUUGAAAAAUGCAGUUCUAAAACUCAAGUCUUCAGUGUUUAUAGUAGCUUUCAGUGUCCAUGCAUUUUAUUGUUCAGUCAUUUGGCUUAUGUAAUGGCCCCAGUGUUAACUUUCAUGUCAUUGUCAGGCAAACAAAUCUUAAUUUUAUAUAUUUUUUUUUUAAAGAUUUCUAUUCAAUGACUUUGGUAUUAUUUUGAUGUUUAGAGGGAUGGGAACACUACUGUUGUGUGGACAUUAACAUAGUAAGAGAAUGCCUCCAGAUGAUGUACAUUGCUGUUUUAAUUCAAUUGAAAGAUUAUAAAAUGUCUCUAAUUUGAUUGUAAUAAACAUUUGUGAUGUAA
This is a messenger RNA of Biomphalaria glabrata, 4959 nucleotides long. Its product is annotated as plasmanylethanolamine desaturase-like. The record is from RefSeq and is a predicted model, not a curated record. Lineage: Eukaryota; Metazoa; Mollusca; Gastropoda; Planorbidae. The coding region runs from base 169 to 1017 and encodes 282 amino acids. Gene Ontology annotation, molecular function: oxidoreductase activity. The transcript is spliced from 5 exons.